AUGAAGAUGGUUUAAAAGUUAGGUUUUGGGGCAAAUGCAGUUGUUUUUUAAGUAGAGAGAUAUGAACAUGCAUAAUUCUCAGAGUUUAAAACUUAGAAGCAGUACUAUGCUCUUAAAGUAAUUUAGAAAAGUAAAAUUAAGUGCUGCAAGUAAUCAAUCGACUAAAUCAAAGAAGAAAUUAGGACUCAUCGUGCUCUAUCUCAAUGCGAAUCUGCUCUAAAACUUCACAAAGUCUAUGAGACUGCUAAUAAACUCUAUCUUCUGCUAGAUUAUUUAGAUGGAGGCAACCUUUCUACUUUCUUAAGAAAAAGAGACAAUAUUAAGGAAAGUAAUAUAAAAUCAAUCAUAGAAUAAUUAUUACUUGGUAUACACUUCAUGCACUAAUAAAAUAUCGUUCAUAGGGAUCUAAAGUUGGAUAAUAUUUUGCUUAAAUCAAAUAAAAAUGGUAAGUAUGAGAUAAGAAUAGCUGAUUUUGGAUUAGCUACCUAAUUGAAACAAGGGGAACAUAGAUAUGAUAAAUGUGGAACCCCUACAUAUAUAGCCCCAGAGAUUUUAAGAGAUGGUGAGUUGACCUUAAAGUCAGAUUUGUUUAGUUUAGGGUCAAUUAUGUUCAAUUUAUGCACUGGAUAAUAUUUAUUUGAUCUGGCCGAAUGUAAAAAACUUAUAAUCAUCAAUUAAAUUUGCGAUUUGAGCCAUAUUCCUGAAAAGAUUAAGCAUUUGUCAUAGAUGUGCUAGGAUUUAAUAUUUAAGUUAUUAAAUACGGAUCCUGAAUAGAGAAUAGAUUGCUAAUAAGCCUUGAAUCAUCAAUGGUUUUGA
This is a messenger RNA of Stylonychia lemnae, 816 nucleotides long. Lineage: Eukaryota; Ciliophora; Spirotrichea; Sporadotrichida; Oxytrichidae. The record is from the annotation of a GenBank genome assembly.